AUGCACCCAGCCCUGUGCCAUCUCGUGGCUGCUCUUGGCUGUGCCGGCCUCGCGGCGGCCCAGUCUCCCGACUCUGCCGCAGUCUCCUGGGUCGGCGAUGCCCCAGACCUCAACCUGGGCGCGACCUUUGGCCUCCCGUGGCCUCGUGGCAAAUACCCAGCCAACUCGACAAGCUUCACCGCGACAGACUCCAAUGGCGGGCAAGUCGACGUCCAGUCAUGGAUCACGGCCUAUUGGCCUGACGGCUCGGUCAAGUGGACCGGUCAUGCGGUGGGAGCCUCCAAUGCCGUCGGCACUGGCUACACUGUGAGCCCAGUCGUAGGCUACUCGCAGCGGUUUCGGAGGCGCCAGGACGCCAGCUCUAUGGUUGCCGAGACCGGCAGUGAGAUUGUGGUCAACACAGGCAAGAUAUCAGCAGUCUUCAAGAAGUCCGGCAACACAAUCAUCAGCUCGAUCAAGACGGCAAGCGGCAAAACGGUUGGCACGGACGGUGUUUUAGUCCUCCUUGCACAGUCCGCCAUCGCCGAGGAGGACGCCGCCGGGGAGCAGCCCGCAAAGUCCCAGCUUAAUAGUGUGAUCGAGGAUGUCGCCGUCAGCAAGGACAACUCUGUGCGCACGCUUGUCACCAUCAAGGGCAAACACGAACCCAUAAGCGGAGAUGGACCAGGUUGGCUGCCCUUUACUGUCCGCUUCUACCUCUACAAGAACUCCGAGGCCAUCAAGGUGCUCCACACUCUCACGUACGACGGUACUGCCAGCCAGAACUUCAUUGUGGGCAUUGGGAUACGAUUCGACGUGCCACUUUCUGACGAGUUGUAUAAUCGCCACAUUCGGCUUUCGAGCGCAGAUGGCGGCCUGCUGAAUGAAGCAGUCAAGGGCAUCACCGGCCUUCGCCGAGAUCCUGGCCAGGCUGUCCGUACAGCACAAUACGAAGGCAAAGCGACUCCCGACACUUCGACCUGGGAUACUCGAGUCACCACUCGCCUCCAGUGGAUUCCUAACUGGAAUGACUAUUCGUUGACACAGCUGUCGCCAGACGGGUUCACACUCAAGAAGCGCACAAAGGCUGGCCAGUCCUGGGUCAAGAUCCCUGGCGGGACGAAAGCAGGAGGUCUGGUCUACCUCGGUGGUGCCGCGGGUGGCGGCCUUGGUGUCGGCCAUCGUGACUUCUGGAAGAGAUACCCGACCGGCAUUGACAUCCGCAACGCUGCAAGUGAUGUCGGACAGAUUACGUUGUGGCUGCACAGCCCGGCGGCUGGCCCCAUGGAUCUUCGUCCCUUUCACGACGGCCUUGGCCAAGAUACAUACGCGAAGCAGCUCGAUGCCUUGGAAAUUACCUAUGAGGACUACGAGGGCGGGUACAAUACCCCUACCGGUAUCGCCAGGACGAACGAGCUGUAUAUCUUUGGAUUCGAUAGUACACCUUCGCAAGAGGCGCUUGGCGGCCUCAAUGCCUACGUGAACGAGCCGCCUGUUCUGUUUGUCGAGCCGAGUCGCAUUAAGGAAUCGGGUGCCCUUGGCACAUACUGGGGCCUUCCUAGCAACAGCACUACCGGAGCGGCGCAGGACAUUGAGAAACAUAUGGAUUUCCUGGUCCGCUACUAUAUCGGACAGGUCGAGCAGCGCCGAUGGUACGGCUUCUGGGAUCAUGGCGACAUCAUGCACACCUACGACGUCGACCGGCAUCAGUGGCGCUACGACAUUGGCGGUUACGCCUGGGACAACAGCGAGCUCUCUCCCGACAUCUUCUUCUGGAACUACUUCCUGCGUACUGGCCGGGCAGACGUCUAUAGACUCGCAGAAGCCCAAGUCCGCCAUGGCGGCGACGUCGAUGUGUACCACCUGGGCAACUUCACCGGCCUAGGCACACGGCACGGCGUGGACCACUGGAGCGAUUCAGCCAAGCAGAUCCGCAUAUCGACGACAAUAUACCGCCGCGUGUUCUACUACAUCUCAGGUGGCGACGAGCGCACGGGUGAUCUAGUCGCGGAAGUUCAAAAGGCCGAGCAAGCGUUCGUUGCGGUCGACGCGAGGCGCAAGAUCCGCGACCCGAGCGUCGUGUACGUCCCAGACCCGGAGGCGCUGUACAUCAGCCUCGGGCUGGACUGGGUUUCCCUCGCUGGCGCGUGGCUCAUCGAGUGGGAGCGCCGGGGCCCCAACGCGGAGGCCGCGCAGCGCAAACUCCUUAAGGGGUUCGAAGGCAUCGCGGCUCUGAAGAACGGCUUCGUCACUGGUGAGGCGCUGUACAACUCAUCCUCGGGCGCAAUCUCGGCCCCUCCCACAGACCCAGAUAACAAGGGCAUCGUCGUCGUCUCCCACCUUGACGCUGUGUUCGGCUUGCAAGAGGUUCUCACGCAGGUGUUCGACCACGUCGGACAGGGCACACCCUCUGAGAACCCCAAGCUGCCGGCGGGCUUCUUGGAGGCAUGGCUCGACUACUGCUACUAUUACUCUGCCGGCAAGCCCGAGCAGGCGGCCCGCUACGGCAAGGACUUUGGCAGCGUGUCUCUGAUCCAGGGCCACUCGAAGCUCACUGCGUACGCGGCAUGGAAGACAGGCAAUGCGACGCUCGCCAGCCGUGCGUGGAAGGAGUUCUUUGGCUCCGACGGGCUGAAGCGCGAUGGUUCCGGGGCGACCAACUGGACGACCGUGCGGGUCGAGGGGAGCAAAGUGCUCACGCCCGUCGACGAGGCGAGCUGGUUGAGCACCAACGACAUGGCGCUUUAUGGGGUUAACGCUAUUGAGAACUUGUUCUUUGUUGGGCAGGCCUUGGGGAGUACUUAA
Messenger RNA from Microdochium trichocladiopsis, 2784 nucleotides. RefSeq lists its product as uncharacterized. The record is from RefSeq and is a predicted model, not a curated record. Bases 1 to 2784 code for a protein of 927 amino acids. The transcript is spliced from 2 exons. NCBI's taxonomy places the organism in Eukaryota, Fungi, Ascomycota, Sordariomycetes, Xylariales, Microdochiaceae.